AACGAAUAUGCAAUGGCGGACUUUCGAACAAUGAUUGUAUUGUUUCAUGAACUCCAUGUACUCUAAGCCAUGGCAGGUCAGCUAAGUCCUGAGUUUGAUACAGAGGUGACCCUCGUGGCAGAGGAUGGGCGUAAGAGUACUAUUGAUGAAAGGACCCUGUAUUGUACACCUCCACCUCUGGCGGCCUCCACUGUGGCCAGGAAUGAAAGACCAGUCAAAACUACUCUGCCGAAUAACAUGCAAGGAUCCUUCUUAGAGGUCUCCGAACCCAACGUGUCUCCAAUGUUCCAAUUAUCCUCCCAGGGUAAUGUAGAUCUCAUUAAGUUCUCAGCCAGUAGCCUUGAAAAGGGCGAUUCUACCACACAGAACCAGCCUGGAGGUGCCAAAAACAGUGUCUUGGGCACUGAUAGUGUUCAGGCAAGAGGGAAUGAGAUAAGCCAAAGAGGUCUUCAGAAGUGGGACCAAAGAAACAGUUUGGGUGACGAUGGGAGAACAACAGGCUUGCAGAACCAUGGUCCCCGUGAUAAUAAUCAGAGCCAACCAAAAGACGACCAUGAAAAGUGGGAGUAUAGUUUACAGAAUGGCCACCAGGAGGCCAAAAGGAGCAGCCAGGAACCAAUUGAGCAAGAAAGGGCCCAGUCAAAUUCUGAAGUAUUGGAAGAUGGUGAUACUGGUAGCAGAAAAGUAGAUCUUUCCCAAGUCCAAAAUGUUGCAGACUUGUUGGGGAACCUGAACACUUCAGUGAGGUCUUCUCUAGGAAUUCUGUCUCUGGAUGCAAUACCAGACUUUUCCUCUGGUAUAAUUCAUAUGGAUGAGGAGUUUCCAGAGAUGCUUCAAUAUCAGAAUGAUGAUAAUAGAGAGUCUUGGGGUAAAGUAGAUGCCAUGUUCCUGCGUGCCAGUCCGCGGCUCCCUGAGGGAGGUGACGGGGAGGAGGAUGGACCAGAAAGCAGAGCCAGAUUAAGCCAGAUGUCGGACAUCUUUACUGGGCAGGCUACUUCCCAAGGCAUCCCUGCAGAUACCAGGCACAGAGGGAGUGGUAUUGACACUCAGAGCAGUGGCAGUGAGAUGGACACGGAGGAUGAACUGCAGGCUGUGAGAGAGAGUGCUAAGAGGCAUUUGUAUCAGAGAAAGCACCCCCAUGGUGACGGUCAAGACAGUGGGAAUGGGAGGUCUUCUAGGCCAGGGUUGGAAGGUGGUAGCACAGAUGAUGAAGUUGACACGGCAACCAGGAUGGACACAAGGCAGGCGGCCGAGGGAGAUGUGGUCACAUCCCCUGUCCCUGGGGAUGGGGGCGGUGGAGGGGAUGGCAGUAGCGGAAGUGAAAUGGACACCCCACUAUCUGGAUCCAGCCACUCAGCUGCCGCCAUGUCAGGUCAGGGUCAGACCACAUCGGACUUCCUUCGAGGUCUUGGACUCUUCAACCAGCAGCGUAGGUCAAGGUCAUUUGAGGAGGAUGACCCCGCAGCCCAGGCGAGGAUCAGACCAAUGGGCGAUGAUCUUUUGUCGGAAAUCUCCCACCACCAACAGACUGUGAGGUUUCAGAGCCAGGAUCAGGUGUGGAUGAUGUCUGAUGCCUCCCAUAACCAACACUCUCAGGAUGAAGACAUGAGUGAGGAGUCCAGGUUAGCCUCCCAGUUUCUCCAGCCAGAGGGUGGGGGAGACGGGCGCUCCUCAGCCACCAGUAUGCUCAGCCAGGGAACCACACUGCCCUUAGAACAGAGCUCCUUCCACCCUGCAGACCUUCUGCCAGGUCUGAGGUCUGCUGCUAGUACCCUGACACACAGCCAGGGGGCAGCACUGGAGCAGAGUUCGUUCCAUCCUGCUGACUAUCUGCCAGGACUGAGGUCUGGCGUUAGUACCUUGACGCACAACGAGGGAGAGGCGGGGCUUGAUCAGAGUUCUUUUCAUACUGGGGACGUGAUUGGUGGGAUGAGUGAUGACAGUGACAGACAACAGAGAGGUUCCUCUAGACAGAGUGACCUGAGUCGACCCUCUCCUACCCAGCACCAUUUCUUCAAUGAGGAGGGAGAAGGGCAACCACCUGUUGGUCCACAUGAAUAUAAACAGAAAGGGGAAAUCCAAACGGGAGGUGCUAAAGGUGUGUCUAAAAAGUAA
Molecule: messenger RNA, 2115 nt
Organism: Lingula anatina
Lineage: Eukaryota; Metazoa; Brachiopoda; Lingulata; Lingulida; Lingulidae
Biological process (GO): centrosome duplication; protein localization to centrosome; centrosome-templated microtubule nucleation
Cellular component (GO): cytoplasm; pericentriolar material; centriole
Molecular function (GO): protein kinase binding
Source: RefSeq, a predicted model, not a curated record